AUGUGUUGUAGACAGUGGUACAGCGAACGCGAUAAGAUGUUUGGACUGAACGGCGCUCUGCUGAAGCGCACCGCCCUCGAUUUUGUAAUACCCCGCUUCAGAGAGAAUGCGCGACAGUCCCUGGCGCGGCACGAAGCCGCCGAGACUCAGUACGUCUACGCCGGCGGCGGCAAUCAGCCGCUGGUGCUGGGCGUCACGGUCAGCGCCGGCGUCACACACCUGCGGCUGGCCAACGAAUUCAAUCAGAUCAUCCCUCCCACCCUGCUGACGGCCCUGACACACCUGGAGCUGGGCACCAAUUUCAAUCAGACGCUGAUGAUCGGCACGCUGCCUAUCACGCUUCGAUCACUCAAGUUUGGCGCGAACUACAACCAACCGCUGGCGCCCAACUGCAUCCCCCAGUCGGUGGAGACGCUCGAGUUUGGCAAGCGCUUCAAUCGACCAAUCACAACGGGCACGUUGCCGCGCAGUAUUCGCCACCUCAAGUUUGGCGACGAAUUCAACCAGCCCAUUCUGCGCGGCUUCAUUCCCGAGGACGCCAUCAGUCUUGAGUUUGGCGCCGACUUUAAUCAACAGAUCGGCAUGGGAUACAUCCCCCGCGUGUCGCGCCUCGUGUUUGGCGCGUCGUUCAAUCAGGAGCUGGAGUACGGCUCCAUCCCCUCGUCCGUGACGUACCUCGUGUUUGGUGCGGCGUUUAACCAGCCCGUGUCGUUUGGCACGAUCCCCGUCAGCGUCGAGCACCUCGAGUUUGGCGAGAGCUUCCAACAACCCAUCACCUAUGGCUCGAUCCCCUCGACCGUAUCCUAUCUCAAGUUCUCGUCGGUGGCGCCCAUCGCUGAUAACUCCACAAUCCCACCCUCGGUCACCCACCUGAUACUGGGCAGUCGGUUCAACCAGGACCUGCAACCCAACCUGAUUCCCGUGUCCGUGACGCAUCUAGAGUUUGGCGACGAGUUCAAUCGACAGCUGCCCAUUGGCGCCAUCCCCGCCUAUGUGUCCACGCUGCACCUGGGCUGGCAGUUCAGCCACUACCUCUCGCUGCACCAUCUGUUGUACCUCACCAAUCUGACCGUCAACAACAGGGUGCUGCUGAAUGGCGACCUGCUCGAGUGUGUGCUGAUGGCCAGCCACAUCAAUCUGAAUGUCCAACUGUCACUGAAUCAGUCGCGACUCUAUAACCUGCGAAGACUGGACGAUCACUGGUCAAUGUUGCUCUGUGAGGACAUGGCCGGAGGCUUCGUGCCCACGGCCCAACUCAGAGCACACCUAAGCAAGCCUUUCCCCCAACUCUUGCACUAUCGACUCAAUCCUGUUCAAUCUCCAAUCAUUCAGCAGCAACAGCAACAGCAGCAGCAGCAACAGUUGCAAAUGCAGCAGCAGCAACAACAUCAACUGGCGAUGCAGCAACAGCAGCAGCAUCAGAUGAAGCAACAGAUUGGGCAGACACAGGCAGCACAGCAACAGCUGCCAAAUUCACAGAUGGUUGGACAGACACAGGCCCACGGUGGCCAGACUGCUCAACAGCAGGCACAGACACACACAAACCAGCAACAACAGAAUUCCAAUGGUGUUGGUCCACUUCAACAACAGCAACAGCAGCAACAACAAGCAGCGGUUGCGGCAGUCUAUCAACAAUUCUCAUCUGUUGCCACCCUUGUGCAACAGUAUCAAAGUAGUAAUCUACCAAUACCUCCUGAAGUAUCAAUGCAGUACAAUAUGUUGUAUCAGCAGUAUCAACAACAACAACAGCAACUACAAUUACAACAACAACAGCAGCAGCAGCAACAGGCCAAACCUGUUCAGAAGACAUCUGCUGCAGCGGCUGGCACUCAGGCCGCCACUACUCAACAACAAGGAGUAGCAGCACAGGUGGCCUACACUCAACAACAACAACCAAUGUACCAUCAACAGGGCGUCCAACAAUCUGUGGCCACUGGUCAGUACCCAGGUCAGGCCCAACAGUUCCAAGGACAGGCCCAGCAGAGCUCAUCACAGACCACCCCGCAAGCCCAAUCACAACAGACACCUGUGAUGGGCUCGAGCAAGAUGGCAGAGCCUCAGCAACAUCCACAGAUGGCACAAGCCCAACCACAACAACUCUAUUUACAACAGCAGCAGCAACAAACUCAGGCCCUGGCGCAGGCGGGACAGCCAGUGCCUUACGGCACGCAGCCUGUAGACUACGCGGCACUCGAACAUCUGCAGCAGAUGCACAACCAGAUCAUUGCGUACGUGCAGUCGUGGGAUCAUCAGUUGCAGAACAACAGCAUAAGCGUGGCGUUGAUACAGCAACAGUACCAGCAACUAUAUUCAUACUUCCAGCAGCUGCACGCCCAGCUGCAGCAGCCUCAGACACAGCAGAUAUACCAACUGUUGCACUAUCACUACCAGCUCAUCCAGGAGCAGAUCAACAUCCUGUCGCAGAUGGUGUCACAGGGUCCCCCACAGUACCAGAUGCACAUCUCCAAACUGCGACAGAUUCGCCAACAGCAGUGCCAGCCGCCGUUCCACCAGCCAAUGCAGCAGCAGGCGCCACAGACACAAACACAGCAGCAGAUGAGUGCCGCCUCGCUGAUGCCCCAACACAGCAACAAUCCACUGUCUCCGACGGCCUCGCCAUCCCCGCCCACGCCCAAGGCCGCCACCAAUAGGGACACUCCACCCGACUCGCCCGUCAAGACGCCCAAGAAGACGCCAUCGAGCAGCUCCAAGAAGAAGAAGCCCAAGGAGAAGACGAUACAUUGGAGUCCGGAGGAGCACGCACUCUUUUUGGAGGCCACGGCCAAGUAUGGAUACAAGGCCUACCACGAGAUAUCACAGCAUGUAAAGACGAGGACGCAUCAUCAAGUGCGCUCACACGUCAACACAUACCUCAAGAAUCAGAAGAAGAAGGAGGAUCCAAGUGGCAUGUCCACGGCAUCGCCGGGAACCACACUCAACAACACUGGCGGUGGCAGCAUGAGCGAGUUGUCAUUCUCCUCGCCCUCGUCCACUCAAACACCUAGCUCACCACCAUCCUCACCACUUUCAGCCUCUACAUCCAACAUUGGAAUGUCUUCAAUCAACAACAACAUUAACAGCAUCAACAACAAUAUCAACAACCAAUCAUCAAUCAUUUAUUCACCUCAAUGA
Acytostelium subglobosum LB1 is the source of this 3132-nucleotide messenger RNA. RefSeq lists its product as hypothetical. The record is from RefSeq and is a predicted model, not a curated record. Bases 1 to 3132 code for a protein of 1043 amino acids. Lineage: Eukaryota; Evosea; Eumycetozoa; Acytosteliales; Acytosteliaceae. The transcript has a single exon.